AUGUCGAACGAUUGGGACCAAGUUACGUAUAUUGGUUCGAAAACCAGAGUCGGGGGUGGCGGACCCAGACAGACCGUUGCUAAGACCGCAGCUGAGUUAAAUGCUGCUCGCAGAGCUGGUGGAGUGGUUGGUACCGAAAAGAAAUACGGAAGUACCAACACCAAAAGCAACCCCGAAGGACAAAGAUUGACCAAGAUUGACGCUGUUGAUGAUGUUGUUCCCACCAAGAAGGUGGAAGCCAGUGUCGGAAAGGCGAUCCAACAAGCCAGACAAGAAAAGAAACUCACACAAAAGGAUUUGGCUACCAAGAUCAAUGAGAAACCCAAUGUGGUGAAUGACUAUGAAGCCGGCCGUGCCGUGCCAAACCAGCAGCUUUUAGCCAAGAUGGAGCGUGCAUUGGGUGUCAAGUUGAGAGGAAAGGGCAUUGGAGAGCCUUUGUUUGCAAAGAAGAAGUAG
Molecule: messenger RNA, 456 nt
Organism: Meyerozyma guilliermondii ATCC 6260
Lineage: Eukaryota; Fungi; Ascomycota; Pichiomycetes; Serinales; Debaryomycetaceae
Gene: MBF1
Product: Mbf1p
Exons: 1
Coding region: 1-456 (151 amino acids)
Cellular component (GO): nucleus
Molecular function (GO): DNA binding
Source: RefSeq, a predicted model, not a curated record